This is a messenger RNA of Psylliodes chrysocephalus, 1389 nucleotides long. Lineage: Eukaryota; Metazoa; Arthropoda; Insecta; Coleoptera; Chrysomelidae. The record is from the annotation of a GenBank genome assembly.
AUGACGAGGGACGAUCGUUCCGACCUGGACAAGGCACACUCUAGUGUUCAUAGUAAAGAUAUGGAUACAAAUACAGAUGAGGAAGAAGAUAUAAAGCGGUUCGAGCAAGAAUUGGUGGAAAUGCAUAGCAGGAGGCUGUCGCUUCGCCGCUCGCCACAAAGGGAGGACGGAUUCAGAUCUCUGUUUAAUAUAGAGGUAAAAACCCCGGAUGAACAAAAUAGAACUGGACAAAAAAGGGUAAGAAGCCCGGAAGAGAAAAAAAUGAUCGAAUACGAAAUAAUAAUGAAGCAGAUGGAGGAAAUGAAUAAAAUGGUUAAAAAUAUAUACGACUUGGCAAUAGGGAAUAACAACACCAAAGUGGAAAUAAAAAACGGCGCAAAAGAUCUCAAGAGAAAAAUGGAACGAAUCCAGACUAGAAUGAUAAGCUUUGAAAAGCAAAUAGCUAACGGACACCAAACAAAGGCUAGAAGGAGAGACAACGUAUCCCCUCCUAAAAAGGAAACAAAAACAUGCGGAACGCAGGUGGACCCGAAGAUGAUGGAAGAGGAGAGAAAAGAAACUAAAAAAGAAGAAGAAAUGUGCCUAGAACAAUUAAACAAAAGGGAAGGAUGGGAAGGGAUGAAAAAAAUCCUGGACCUAACAUGGCCGGAAGCAGCCUAUACCAAUACGAAACAUGGGAAAGACAAAAAACUGAAUGAACCGGGAGACAUGGCCAUAUUAGUGGACCCUAAACAGGAAGUAGAAGUAAACCUAGUGCGAGAGGUCAGUGAUAGAUUCUCAGACAUUCUACCACUAAUAAAGAACGGGCUUAAACAGACAGAACAACUGAAAAGAGUCACAGAUAUGAUAGGGGAAAAUGGAAAGCGAGAAGAGAUCACGAAUUUUCUCUGGGUGAUCCCCCUAAAUGAGAACCAUGGGGUGGAAGACACGUAUAAAAAAAUCGAUGAAAUAAAAAGAAUGAUAAAUAAAGAAGAUGAGAGAAAAAUUAAUCUGGUGGUAUCUGAAAACGUAGGGGAUAGAUACAUAAGAAAAUGCACCGAAGAAAUCUUUCAUGACACCAAAUGUAUGAUUACAAUCUGGAGCAAAAAUCCCCCCCAAAAAGGGAUACCGGACCAAAUCACGGGAAAAAUAAUAAUGAGAACGGAAGGCAAAGACUACGCAAAUGCGCUAAGAAAAAUAAGGGAAACGGUAAACCUGGACCAAAUGGGUAUAAAGGUUAAGAACAUAAGAAAAACGGCACAAGGAGAUGUAUUCUUGGAAGUAUCUGGAGGAAAGGAAAAGGCUAACGCACUAAAAGGGUCCAUUGAAAGAGAGUGCGGGGCUAAGGUAGAGAUCAAAAAAGACACAAGUAUAUUCUACAUAUCGGACAUUGAGGCGGGAAUAUCCUAA